CAAACUUUCAGGAGAGAUAGAGUACACCUAGACCAAGGAAAAUCACAUAGCAAUGCAUGGUCGGAAACACUUUCCUGGCAUGGUAGUGACGAUACAAAACACAAGAAAGAAAGGACACGAACAGGGUGAGAAAACAUGUUUAUUAUUCUUAGUACAGCAAAAAUCAAAGAAGGUGUUUGAAAUUACAACCUUGGGCCGUGAUGCAGGCCUCACAUCUCUGGCGUAUUGAAGAUCUAACAUUGUCAAAAAUACCGGGCUUGUCCUUGACUUCCCCUGCAGCAUGCAACGAGUUCCAGGAAAGUGUUUCCGACCAUGCAUUGCUAUGUGAUUUCCCAUCCUCCAGGUGUACUCUCUCUCUCUCCUGAAAGUUUGUAACUGCUAUACUGAUACACCCCAUAUAAUAAUUUUAUUUAUUUUAGUUUUUCGUUUUAUUAUUUAUAGCUUGUAUUAGGAAUGUUUGGUUAUUCUGUACAUUCAACAGUUGAUGUUAAAGAAACAAUUACAGAUUUUGGAAAUGUUAGGACAAUUUUAUGGGUAGGAAUUGUUCUGUUGCCAAUUUUAGGUGCCACUUGGAUUUUAGCAGUACUCUGUGUAAAUGAAUCUGUAUCAGCAUUGCAUUAUACUUUUAUACUCUUUUGUUUAAUUGAAGGAAUUUAUGUAUUUUUUGGAUAUUGCAUAAUUAACAAAAAGGUUCGCUUAUACUUGCAAACAGUUGUAUCACAAAUAAUUAAUAAUGUAAAUUCUUUACCUCCUAUAAAUAGAGUUAAAAAUACCAGAUCAGUGUACCAUGCGCCAUUUAAAGUACUUCAUCGCAGUGUGGGCAUUUCUACAUGCUCAUCUACUAGUCAGUCUACGGCAAAGACAUUCAGUACACCUUGUCGGUCCGAAUCUCAAUAUCACCCAAAUAUUGUAUCAGUUCCACCAACUUACGGUUCUGCAUUAGAUGUUCUAACUAAUCCAAGAUCUAUAUCGGAAUUUUCUCAUUCUUCAUCGGAACAGAAAAAAUAUGCAGAAAAUGAAGAGAAAUUAGAAAAAAUUAUUAGCGAUGAAUCAGCUAGUAGUUAUUCAUAUCACUCAUCGCAAGAAACUGUUCAUGCAAAUGGAACAAGUGAAGAAAAUGGUAAUAAAACUCCAACAUCAAACUCAAAUAGUGAUAUAACAGAAUUCAAAGUCCCUCCAUUAAGAUUACCGUCGUGUCUAUUUGAUCAAAUAAAGCAGCCUUUACCACCUUUAGAAUUUAAUAAAAAACUUGAUAAUACUUUAAAUAAGUGCAAUAUUUAUGAGGAAGAGAAAGAACCAGAAUUUUAUAAUACAUCAAAUAAGCAAGAUGUAAUCAAUAAAUCAAAUAUAACUUCAAAACCAGCAUGUAAUGAUAAAGUUGACAAUGCUAUUAACAUUCAUCACUUAGGCUCAUUAUUAGAAGAUAGAUUUUCUCCUCCCCUAAUUGAUGAUUCUGACAAUUCUGAAUCUGAAAUAUCAGACUUAUCUGAUAAAAGUAACUCUCUCAAUAAUAAAUUAAUAUAUUCUGACUAUCAAAGUGUAAAUAGGACUUGUCCUUAUCAAUUGGUUCCACCAGAACUGUGUACAGAUUCUAAGACAGAUCCGCCAAAAAAACCUUUAGAAUCUACUCGUCCAUUGAAUUUAAUUCCACCUUUAGCAACAGCAGAGUUAUCAUCAUCAGAUUCUGAAUAAAAAAUUUUAUAUUUUUAAUACAACUGAAAAGAACAUCUAAGAAAGCAAAAUAAUUGUGCCAGAAUAGAUUUUGAUAUGACAAACAACUUAAAGAAAGAAGCUUCUGAAAAAUUAUAAUCAUUAAGAAUAUAAAAUUCAUAAUGUUAAGAAUAAUACUAAUUAUUGGAUUUUUAUAUUCAAUUUAUUUUAAAAUAAUUAAAACUAUCUAAAUCAUUUUUUUAUAAAAUGAAGAAAAUGUCUUGUCCUGUGGUAAGAUUAUGCUGCCAUAAUGAAAUAUAAUGAAUAUUGCAGUGUCAGUGAUGCUUUAGAAGAGUCCCAGUUGCAGUGUUGAGUGAGCCCGCUUGCAUCCACUUAUGCCAAAAAUCUAUGGGAUGUGUGUUAAAUAUAUAAAUGUUAUAAAAGUUCCUACAUGUGAAUGCUAAUAUAAAAUAAUAAAAGAAUAUGAAAAUGUGUGGUCCUGUAACACUCACAAACUGUUAGAUUUGGAUUGGACAACCAAUAUAAAUAGAAUAAGAAAUUAUAGCCUAUUAUACUUUAACAGAAACUGUGCCAAUAAAAUAAAUGAAAUAUUCAACAAAUUUAGAUUCUUGAAUCAACUAUUUCAAUGCUGUAAAAGUUUAUACAUUGCCAUUUUUCUUUUAUUUAUUAUUAUUUUAUUUCUGUCUGAAAAUAUUUACUUUCUGUAUUAUAUUUAACUUCAUCUACCUCAUUAAAAUUUUUAUAUAAUGCUGAAUUAAUCAAUGUACAGCACAACGAGUGAAGUUGAAGUAGCGCUAACAUUUUUGACUCGGUUAACAUCAUCCGCCUUGUCUAGAAUAUUUCAUGCACUGACCAAAAUUAUGUCUAAAUGUAAGCAGGCUUCUUCCUUCUCCAACUUAUCUUCAGGUCUAUCUCUAAUAAUAAUAAUAAUAAAUCUUUUAUUAUUAUUAGAGAUAGACCUAAGAAGGCUACACAUUUAUUAUAAACACGUAGCCUUCUGAGACAACCCAACUUUAUACCGACUCCUACAGAAUGAUAGGAUUCCACGGAUGAAAAGAUGGAGCAAUGGAGUGUAAAUCAUCCCAUUCAUAAAUGAAGAGACUAGCAUCACAAGACAGUAGGAACAGGUUCAGAUGAUCUGGUCAUGGACAGACCACUUUCUGCUGUCAAUGUUACAAAUAUAAUUUUAAUUUGUGUGAAAUUUAUAACAAUAAUAACGUAUUUAAACUGCAGGAACAAGAACUCUCUCCCCAUAUCUCCUUUGUGGAUUGUACCAUAAACCGGGGGGCGGAUUGCAUAAAUUCGUCUUCUGGUCAUUAGGGGUGUUGUAAAGGAGUAGUUGUACCGAGAGGCAACACUGGUAUUUCCGAUGGAGCAUCCAUUAAACUAUAUAUAAUAUUUGUGGCCUGCCUAUGAGUUACUGGCAUGCCAGUUUAAUCUGUCCAUGCCCGAAAAUAGCUCAAAAACAUAAGCAUUCCUUCCACUUCACCCAUUGUUAAAAGCGCAUCGAUUAGUUCAGCAGAUUAACUACAGUGGCUAAUUCAUUCUGGUUUUUAUAUAAUACUUU
Centruroides sculpturatus (bark scorpion) is the source of this 3238-nucleotide messenger RNA. RefSeq names its product protocadherin-like wing polarity protein stan. NCBI's taxonomy places the organism in Eukaryota, Metazoa, Arthropoda, Arachnida, Scorpiones, Buthidae. The record is from RefSeq and is a predicted model, not a curated record. The transcript has 8 exons. The coding region runs from base 454 to 1692 and encodes 412 amino acids.